This is a messenger RNA of Spinacia oleracea (spinach), 1080 nucleotides long. RefSeq names its product protein FAR1-RELATED SEQUENCE 1-like. Lineage: Eukaryota; Viridiplantae; Streptophyta; Magnoliopsida; Caryophyllales; Amaranthaceae. The record is from RefSeq and is a predicted model, not a curated record. The coding region runs from base 1 to 1080 and encodes 359 amino acids. The transcript has 4 exons.
AUGCUGCAACAAUAUGAGCUGAUAGGGGAAGAGUGGUUUACAAAUGUAUACGAUUUGACAGAAAAAUGGUGCCCUGCGCUAAGCAAAGACUUCUUUUCAGCUGGGAUUUUGUCUUCACAACGAAGUGAAAGCACUAAUCGCGCCAUCGGAUUUAGAGCAAACAGAACAACAAGUUUAACUGAUUUCUAUAGAUUGUUCAAAGGUACAAUACAGCAUUGGAGAAGUACAGAAAAGCAAGCUGAAUUCUCUUGUAGUAAAUCGGUUCCAUCCUCGGCUUUACCACUAUCUGGAUUGCUAAAACAUGCAUCAGAAGUUUACACGUUGUCACUAUUCAGAGACUUUGAGGAGGAAUUUGGAUAUUCAAUUGCAACAACAGCAAAAUUAAUUUGGAAACAAGAAAAUACUGAGUUCUAUGCUGUGUGCAUUGAUGAAGAACCUUGGUCUGCACAUAGAGAAUUUAGGAUAUUGCACCUUCAUUCGGUUAACCGGAUUCCAGAACAGUACAUCAAAAAGAGGUGGACAAAAUCUGCCAAGUCAUCAGUUUGGAACAAAUUAGAAAAUGAAAAACCAGAAGAGGUGCAGUACACACCUUGGCGCCAAACCAUGGCUAGGAAAUACUACAACCUUAUCUUGAAAAGCCAGUCAAAUGAGGAGACAAGAACCCUUAUGGAGGAUGGUUAUGCCGCUAGUGUGUCUCUGGUUGAUAAACUUCUAGCGUCAUUAAAUGUUUCAAACACUAACGACGCUUCAACCACAGAAACAAGUGCAACAGCAGCACCUGAAACAAGUGCAACAGCAGCACCUGAAACAAAUGCAACAGCAGCAUAUGAAACAAACUCAGCACCAACAGGUACUCAUGCAACAACAACAAGUGAUACAAGUGUACAACAAGCAACAAGUUCUGAACCUGCAACAAACACAGCAACUGAACCUCUUAUGGUGUUGGAUCCUAAACGUUGCACAACAAAAGGAAGGAACAAAAGACCACGAGGACCGUUUGUCAAAAAGAAGAAGGGAAAAACUGCAGCGCCUCCAACAGCAGACUUUGGAACAAUAACUCCAAAUUUGAGAUUAUUUUGA